Molecule: messenger RNA, 1722 nt
Organism: Diprion similis
Lineage: Eukaryota; Metazoa; Arthropoda; Insecta; Hymenoptera; Diprionidae
Product: cytochrome P450 4C1-like
Exons: 12
Coding region: 71-1633 (520 amino acids)
Molecular function (GO): heme binding; oxidoreductase activity, acting on paired donors, with incorporation or reduction of molecular oxygen; monooxygenase activity
Source: RefSeq, a predicted model, not a curated record
UGUUACUUUAUCCACACAUUUCGAAGAACAAUAAAUAGAGCCGCGUUUCGGGUUUUCACUGAAUCGCAAGAUGGAUUCCUUCACGGUAGCGACGCUUCUGGUGGUGUGCUUAGCAUUCUACCGAAUGAUCAACUUUGCAGUCAAGGUGUUAAAAACUUUACUGUUCUCUGAUUACCCGUCUAACGCUGAGGAACUACCAAGUCUGCCUUUCAUAGGCCACGCGUAUCUCGUUAUUGGCAGCACUGAUGCUAUCUUGAGCCGGAUACUUGAAUUGGGAAAAAUGUAUCCUACAUCGUUCCCUUUCGCGUUGGGACACUAUUCAUUUUUCCUGAUAACUUGUCCUGAACAUAUGAAGGAGGUAAUUCUGAGUCCGAAGACCAUCGAGAAAAGCUUCUUCUACAAGUUCGGGCGAUCCUGGGGGGGUAACGGAUUAGUCACGGCUCCUGCGUCACUGUGGAAAGUGCACCGGAAGCUGCUUCAGCCCUCCUUUAAUUCCAUGGCUCUCAAGUCUUUCGUGGGAACCUUUGCCACCCAGUCAGUGAUACUGGCCCAGAAGAUGGAGCAGCACUUGGACGGACUGGAAUUCGAAAUCUACAGAUACGUUUCGCUGUGUACAUUGGACGCAAUCUGUGCGACGGCUAUGGGCAUUAAUAUGAAAGCACAGGAGAGCGGGUGCUGUCAGUAUGGCGAAGCAGUACGUAAGGUGCUGUUUGGUUUCGCCAAACGAACCGUCAGACCUUGGCUGUAUCCAGACUCCAUUUUCUACCGUACGCAACUUGGCAAGGACGAAAGGAAACACAUCGAGUUCAUAUACAACGUAGGUGACAACGUGAUCCGACAGCAGAAAGCAAAAAUCGUCCGGCGUAGUGAUCAACGGGUAUCAGCCAAUAACGAACAAGAUUCUUUUGAUAAUGCCGCGGCUGGACCUCAGACACUGGUAGAAAAUCUCCUAAGACAAUCGAUCGACAACAAAACGCUGACGGAUAAAGAUACCCGGGAUCAUGUUCAUACGGUGAUCGGAGCUGCCAGUGAUACAACGGCCAUCACGUUGAACUACUUGAUGUUGAUGCUGGCAUCCCACCAAGACAUUCAGGACAAAGUGUACCAGGAAUUAUGCGACAUAUUCGGAGAACAUGUAUCGGACGACGACAGUGAAGAGGUGCACUUCACGAUGGAAGCCCUAACGAGAAUGACGUACAUGGAGAGAGUGAUCAAAGAAACUAUGCGCCUGUUCCCGGCUGUGCCCGUAAUCGGCCGCAAGGCAACGGACGAUUUUGAUUUAGGACAGCGUACUUUGCCGAGAGAGACUGAGUUCCUUCUCAACAUUCUCGGAGUUCAUAGGAGUGAGAAAUACUGGCCCGAUCCUCUGAAAUUCGAUCCAGACAGAUUCUUACCCGAAAGAUUGGCGAGACAGCAACCGUACUCGUACUUACCAUUUCUUGGAGGACGAAGAAAUUGUAUCGGAUCGAAGUACGCCAUGAUGUCGAUGAAGACAAUCGUCGCAACGGUUCUCCGGAAAUAUGUUUUGAUCAAGGAUAAAGUAAUACCAAUCAAAGAUAUACGACUGGCGUUCGAUAUUUUACUGAGAUCUGUUGAUCCUGUUACAUUGAGGAUUCGAAGACGCGUAAAAUAGCAAGCUUUCCGACGAGGCAAUAUUGACUGCAUAAUACUGCCCACAUACGGGUAUCAAUUAUGUUUUGUAUUAUAGAUUACAAAUAAAAU